UCAUCUGUCUGGUGAAUACCUAGUUUGGAUGAAGAACGUGAUUGGAGUUUAUUGUCUCUUGUUUGGUUCACAAUUACGGUUGUGGCCGGGAAACUACGUUUUAGUGCUGGGGCAGUCCCAAUUUUGUGUCUCGCCUUGUGUCAUUCCGUAAAUUAUCAGGUUAAUUGAAAGCUUCCGUUCUCUCACCUGAUCCAACUUCGGGAUCUUCUUAAAGGGAGUGGAUUCAGCUCCGUCACUGUGAACAGAUUCGAGCAGAGUCUGAAAGCUUUUCCCGAAACCUCGGCUCUUUUUGGCGGCACUGUUUACAAGCUGGCCUGUACACAAAAUGAGCAAAUCGCAUGCAGAUGAGAAGAUUCUCAGCUACAAUGAUGUUGUGCUUCGGCAUUCAGAUCUAGACAUCCUUAGCGGUCCAUAUUUUCUUAAUGAUCGAAUUAUUGAAUUCUAUUUCAGUUAUCUCUCUUCAUGCUAUCCUUCCCAGGAUAUUCUGCUGGUUCCACCAUCUAUUGCAUUCUGGAUAAUGAAAUGCCCAGUCAUCGAGGCUCUGAAAGAUUUCUUAGAGCCCCUUCAUUUGACAGAUAAGACACUAGUUAUAUUUCCCAUCAACGACAAUGAUGAUGUCAGCCAAGCUGAAGGAGGAUCCCAUUGGAGCUUGCUAGCAUAUCACAGAAAUGCUAACCUCUUUGUUCAUCACGAUAGCACAAUAAGCAUGAAUAAAGAACCUGCUAAGCAACUGUAUAAUGCUGUGGCGGGAUAUAUAGGACUCUCCAACUCACCAUGUGAGGCCAAAUUUCUUGAAUGUCCUGAUUCACCCAAGCAAGUGAAUGGCUAUGAUUGCGGCUUAUAUGUCACAGCCAUAGCAAGAGUGAUAUGUAGUUGGCAUGUAAAUGGUGAAAAUACUGAGAGAAAUCGUCUCUGGUUUUCUGCUGUGAAGGAGCAGGUUACUCCUCCUUUUGUUGCUGCAAUGCGAAGUGAGAUAUUGGCGCUGAUCAGAGAUAUAAUGGCAAGACGGUGAAACCAGAAUAAGAAUUGUGUUCGCGCUCAAGAUAUUUCAGCCCGAGCUUCCUCUGUGAUAUGGGAUGGGAGGGAAAUAUUCAGAUUUCGUUGUUAGAUGUAAAGCCCAUAUUGCUUCAUUGUGUAACAUUGUAGUUAUUGAUUGAACUAAGAUUCUGAGGUAAUAAAACUUUUUAGCCCUCAAA
Molecule: messenger RNA, 1196 nt
Organism: Prosopis cineraria
Lineage: Eukaryota; Viridiplantae; Streptophyta; Magnoliopsida; Fabales; Fabaceae
Product: NEDD8-specific protease 1
Exons: 2
Coding region: 326-1012 (228 amino acids)
Biological process (GO): proteolysis
Molecular function (GO): cysteine-type peptidase activity; deNEDDylase activity
Source: RefSeq, a predicted model, not a curated record